GUUUUCGAGAAAAAUGAAACUGGAUAUUUAAGACACUCAAUUGAAAUGCGUAGUUCUGAAUAAGUGGAAUAAAAGAAAGAAAAUAAGUUGAUGUGUAUUUCUUGACAUCAUGGCAAAAUUACAAAGAUUCCUGAAGCUCAACGAUCGAUUUGAUUCUCAAGUGUUCACGUUUGUUCUUCCGGCAAAGCUUGCAACGGACGAUAAUCCUGAUUUGUACACAAAAGACGUCGUUUACGGCUACCAUAAGUGGACCGUCAGUUUCAUUCGCACAGACGUACAUUUAGGAUGCUUUCUCAAACUUCAGACGGCUGGGAAUGGCAUGAAGUGCAAGAUCGACUUCUCGUUUACAUUACUGAACCGAGAACACUUCACGAGAAACGAAACAUUUAUAGAAAAGGCGUGUAUAUUUACACAGGAGUCCAAUCAACAUGGGCGAAAGACCUUUAUUGGGUUGAAUGAUUUAUUGGAAAGAGAGUUCGCUCAAGUAACUGGCGAUUAUCUCAUAGAAUUAGAAAUGAGAAAAAUAAAUUGCAUCUUCGAGUGUUUCAUACGGCUUCCAAAGGAGCAGCAACACAAUCGCUUACAGACGUACGAAACGAGGCUUGAAUCAUCGUAUUUCACGUAUGGCCUUUUUGACUGGAGCCUUUCCCUAUUCGAAAACGAAGCGACUAUGCAACAAGACGAAUGUAUAACUUUGCGACUUCAUCGACAUACUAGUUUUGACCACGUAUGCAAUGUCAGGUAUUAUAUCAGUAUCGGCGAGAAUGACGAAUUCCAGUCCGAAGAGCUUGACCAGCUUGUUGACCUUACAGGGAAUGGUGACCUCUACGUUGUGAACGGGUCACUCCAGCAGCUUGCCAAGGGAAGGUCAUCGCUCAAGAUCAAAGUCAGCAUGGUCUCCGUUGUUUCAAUAAGCGAAGUGAUCUUAAAUGUGUCUGUCGCAGGGAAGACCCGAUCUCACUUAUACGACAAGGAUAAACAGGCUUGGAUGAUGGAGGCUGACACGAGCGGGAAGACGCUUUCAUUCCGUCUAUACUAUACAGAUAUCACCCACGUGCCUCGCAAGUACAGCCGCUACGUCUGUUGGAACGUGUUAGUCCUGACAAGGUACAUUCCAGAACACAAUAUGAGGACCAACUACGGACCUUUUAGCCGGUAUUAUAUACAGCAAGACUUGGACGAAGGCCACCUUAUUGCAACUUCCAUUCCCGUUGAUGAUCUGCAGGACGACAAGUGUCUGUUUACGGAGCAUGGCGACCAAGCAAUCACCGUGCACGUAGAAUGGGUUGACUCACACUUGCUAGCAACGCCCACUUAUCACGCAUUUGAUGACGUAGACAAGCUUCAGAAGCAACAGAUGAAGAGAGAAAUUCUUGCUCUUCAGUCCGAGAAUCUCGUGUUGGAGAAGCAGCUUCACAGCUAUCAAAUGUCGCUGUCAAAAUCUUCUGACAAGGACUUUGUAUUUUCGACCGGAAGUGUUUCCGACAAAGCAUCCACAACGUCGGAACGGGCGCCUGUCUCCAAAGAGAGAAGGCCAUCAGGGGACAGACGUAACAGUUUAAAUGACAAGUCUACUAAUCCAAGAAAGUAUGAUAUACCAAUGCCAACUGACGUUAUUUCUGACAAAUAUUCUCCUGGUCCUGAUAGGGUAAAAUCUCCUGCUGAAAAGGUACCCGCUUUUAAAUACAGUAACUUACCAGAACAAUACGCAUACUUAAGAGAAAAAUCCAGCGGAAUGUCUAUGCUUGCAAACGACAAAAUACAAUCCAGUGUGGGCAAACUGGAUUCAGGGUCAGAUAAAUAUACUCCUCUAGCAGAGAAACCUAACAAGCCCGCUGAUAAAUACAGCGGCAUGACGGCCGAAAAAUAUGGCGUUUUAAUAGAAAAAACGCACUCACGCUUCGAUAAAUCUAAUCCGUUGUCUGAUCGAGACGUCUUAGACAAACAAAGUCCCCUGAGCGACAGAUAUUCAAUUGCUGUAGACAAAUCACAAUCAGUUUUAGACAAAUAUGACGAUGCAUAUGAUAAGUGUGUUGAUCCCUACGCUGACAAAAGGUCAAAUGGUACAAAUCAUACUGGCGUCGUCAAGUACGGUCCAAUUAGAGACAAAACGUAUACCUUUGAUAAAUACAACAGCUCGAACGACAGGACAUUCAAUACAGCAGAAAAACCAUAUGGCACUUUAGACAAAUAUUCCACACCGGAGGAUAAGACGUAUUCUUCAACUGAGAAAAACGUCUCACCGCCUGAAAGGUUACCAUCUGCUGGAAAGUAUAGCGUGACAAUAAAUGAAAGAGCCAACUCCUCUUCGUCGGAUAGAUCAGAAAGAUACGGAACAGUGGAUUUGACAUAUUCGAAUGUAGAUAUAUAUGAAUAUACGCAGGACCAGGCCAAACCUCACGACAGCCCCAAAACGUCCUCCUACGAUGAAAGAAAGGGCUCAAAGGAAAGUAUUAAGCGGGAAGGAAGAAGACGUUCCAGGGAGAGAGGGCAUGAUAAGAAAAGCUCAAAUUCUGGGGAAAGGAUCUCGUACCGAUACAGAUAA
This is a messenger RNA of Mya arenaria, 2545 nucleotides long. RefSeq lists its product as uncharacterized. Lineage: Eukaryota; Metazoa; Mollusca; Bivalvia; Myida; Myidae. The record is from RefSeq and is a predicted model, not a curated record. Bases 110 to 2545 code for a protein of 811 amino acids. The transcript has 7 exons. Gene Ontology annotation, molecular function: protein binding.